Melopsittacus undulatus (budgerigar) is the source of this 3935-nucleotide messenger RNA. RefSeq names its product potassium inwardly rectifying channel subfamily J member 16 (gene KCNJ16). NCBI's taxonomy places the organism in Eukaryota, Metazoa, Chordata, Aves, Psittaciformes, Psittaculidae. Gene Ontology annotation, molecular function: inward rectifier potassium channel activity. Gene Ontology annotation, biological process: potassium ion import across plasma membrane; regulation of monoatomic ion transmembrane transport. The transcript has 3 exons. The record is from RefSeq and is a predicted model, not a curated record. Gene Ontology annotation, cellular component: plasma membrane. Bases 256 to 1545 code for a protein of 429 amino acids.
GAGACAGAGACAAGGAAAAGAGGGAGUGAAGCAGAGGUUCUUUCAGAUCUCAGCAGACAUUAAGCAAUGCAAAGAAGGCUUGGGACAUCUAUGUGACACAGUCUACAAUGCUGAUGGGCAUUUUUGAAAUGAGGACAAGCAUUCUGAUGCACUUGCUUCAUUACUGCUUUUGAAAAGAGAUCUCCAAUGGGCAAAGAAAACGAAUAGCCCCUGGGACGACAAGGCUGUUCUGCAAACUGGUGCCACGAGGCAGAGAUGAGAAAGAUGACUGAACAGCACAGUUGCUAUAGGCCUGUAAACACACAGGAAAAUAAGAUCAGUUACCAAGGCACUUAUCAAGAAAGCCCAGAAAAGGGGAUGAAAAGAUUGCAGAAGCGGUUUCUCCACAAGGAUGGCAGCUGCAAUGUGUACUUCAAACACAUCUUUGGAGAAUGGGAGAGCUACGUAGUGGACAUAUUUACCACACUGGUGGACAUCAAGUGGCGCCACAUGUUUGUGAUAUUCUCGUUGUCAUAUGUUCUGUCAUGGUUGUUCUUUGGACUGGUCUUCUGGCUGAUAGCAGUCCAACAUGGAGAUUUAUUCAAUGAUGAAGAAAUAACUCCCUGUGUUGCAAAUGUCCAUAGCUUCACAGGGGCAUUCCUGUUCUCCCUUGAAACCCAAACAACCAUCGGGUACGGUUACCGCUGUGUUACAGAAGAGUGCUCUGUCGCAAUCCUCAUGGUUAUCCUGCAGUCAGUAUUAAGCUGCAUUAUUGACACCUUCAUAAUCGGAGCAGCCUUGGCUAAAAUGGCCACAGCUCGAAAAAGAGCUCAAACCAUUCGUUUCAGCUACUAUGCUGUUGUUGGUCUGAGAGAUGAUAAGUUUUGCCUCAUGUGGCGCAUUGGUGAUUUCCGACCAAACCACAUGGUUGAGGGCUCUGUACGAGCUCAGCUCCUGCGCUACAAGGAAGACAAGGAGGGGAGGAUGACAAUGGAAUACAAGGACUUGAAGUUGCUAAAUGACCAGAUCAUACUUGUUACACCAGUGACAGUCGUACAUGAAAUUGAUAGCGAGAGCCCCUUGUAUGGUCUAGAUCGGAAAGCUCUGGCCAAAGACAACUUUGAAAUCUUGGUCACAUUUGUCUACACAGGUGAUUCAACAGGAACUUCACAUCAGUCAAGAAGCUCGUAUGUCCCCCGAGAGAUUCUUUGGGGCCAUAGGUUUAAUGAUGUCUUACACGUAAAGAAAAAAUACUACAAGGUGGAUUGCUUACAGUUUGAGGAAACCACAGAGGUUUAUGCUCCCCACUGCAGUGCCAUGCAGCUGGAUCGGAAAGAGCAAGAAUGGAACCGAAUUGGGAAGACACGAGAAAAAGAAGCAGAGACAUCAGCACUGGAGAUCAAGCCAUUCAGUACCGACCGAAAGUCAUUUAGUGCAGUUGCCCUCAUCACCAGCUGUGAAGAUCCAGAAGACCCAGUGACAACUGUCAGUCAGCCUUCUGGAGAAGUUUCGUAUCAGAAAGCAACUGUGACCUUAAAUAGGCUAUCAAUAGAGUCCCAAAUCUAGCUUUUCAUUGCAAGUAAAAGCACAUCCAACAAAUUCUCCCAUCAUAGCUUUUAGAAUGUAAACAGUGAACUCAUCUGCACAAGUAUUUCGAUUACAAACCUCACUGACAGCGUGCCCAUGUUGUAAUACACUGCUGAGCUGCUAAAAGGAGCUUCGUGCUGGUUGGCGUGGGUAUCAGCAACAGAUUAGCAUUGGCACAAAACAGCUUACAUUUGGGUUGACUAGACAGCUACUGCACUUGAGCAAACUUAGUGUAAACUUUAUUACCCUGCAGGGACCAAUGUUGGAUGUACCCAGAGGCAGAUAAUGAUCUAGGCAGGGAACUAAAACAAUGUAGUGUGCCCUCUAGGUCAGGUUUUCAAAGCUGCCUCGUUUAUUUGGAAAGCAGAUUCCCAGUCCCUCUAUGAGGCUCUGGAACUCCUCACCAUCACAACAUUGCACCUCUCCAGCAGUUCAAACAAAGCCCUCAUCCCAGGGUUACACUGGUGAAUCUAUGGGGGUGUUCUUUGUAGGAGGGAGGGAACUGAACCCAGUAUUACUGGGUAGCUUUGGAGACCUGCUUACACCCUGCCUAGUCCUAUGGGAGCUACAGCGGGAUCCUGCAGAGCUCUUCUCAUUUCCUAUGGUGAGCCAUUCCUAGAAGUGCCUCUCCCUGGGCAGCCUGAGGUAGGUGGUCUGUGAGCUGCCUUGGGGCUGCAUGCACACUUUGCUACCUGCCAAACUCACCCGCAGUGUUCAGAAAGCAAAGCAAAUUGACAUUGGAAUCAGCAGAAUCAGGUUGAGCCUCAGAGCAGGUGCUGGGUUUAGAGUGAGCUGUGCAAUAUUUUAAAUCAAGUCUUUCAUUUGAGAAUGUCAGCCUUUGCUUUCCUCUCUUAGUAUAUUGUGCUUCUUUAAAAGGACAACGAUCAAUCUGGAGACCAAAGAGUGUGAUUGUGUCAGAAGGAAAUACUUUUAUUCACCUGAAAUAACGCUGUUAAAAUGAUCCUUCACAGACAAUUCAACAUAUUCAGCUGUCAUCUCAAUAAGGCAAAAAGGAGAAUGUUAACGUUUGGGAGUUGUCUGUGACACGGAAGGGCCACGCUCUGCACAUCUCUGUGCUUACUCAAUAAGCAGUAUCUCAUCGUGCUUUUUUUCCCCUUGAUGAUUAUGGUUCAUUUGCAUUGUAUGUAAUUACCAUGCUAAUGUAAAAGCAAUUAUCUCUGAAUUCAUGGUUACCUAAACUGGGUUUUAUCUCACCUGACCUCAGCCAUCAAGGAAUCAAGUGUUUGCCUCUGUGCUUACUGGAAUUCUUUUUCUGUCUUCACAGGGGACUUUAUCCCAUUUCACUUUGGCUUUUUAGGGAGCUGAAGGCAACAGGAUGUAUUCAUCCAUCUCCGUUUAUUGUUGAAGGAGAUGAGAUGACUGUUGUGGCAACGCUGCCUAACUUUAGGCUGCUAAAAUUAGGUGUGACGUGUCACUCACAUCAUUCUGACUAAUUAAAAGGUUUUAUGAGCUCAUCACGGUUAAUGAAGAAAAAUAGCAUGCUGAAUCUUUCUCCGCCUGAAAUUUACUCCAUAUAGUAGUGAUGCUGCAUUAUUUUCAUGUAUUUUGCAUUUCUCUUUUGCUAGCACUUGAUAGAAAUGAUACCUUUAGGUAAAACGAAGCCCAUUACCAACCCUGGGGGGAGGUGGUUAUUCUAGAACUCAUUAGUUAGCCAGUUUUAUAUGCUGAAUCAUCAGCACCAUCCAUCUAUAACUACAGCAGAAAACAUCUUUCUGUAUCCUGGAUUUGAGCAUUGGCGAGCAUUGGGGAAAUAGUCUAAGAAAUGGCAAGGAAUAUAGGAAAAUGUAUAAGGGUCUCAGUCCUCACAUGGUGUUGGAAAAGACACCAUCCGGAUUGUAUAAAAUAGAAUAUAACCUUGAAGCCACGUGAAGGAAUCCGUCCACUCUCCUCAUCCAUGAAAGAUCUUGGCUGGGGUACUUUAUUUGAUGUUGGGCACCACGCUUUGGCAAAGACAUGGAACAAUUGGAAGACAAUCCAGAGAUCUAGAAGAUGUGAGUGAGGAAUUGGGGAAAUAACUUCAGGUGUUUGAGUCCAAAAAGGGGUUAGGAAACAAAGAAACAGUUCUCAAACAUAGAAAUUGCUAUUUAAAAGAGAGGGACAGUCGGUUAUUGUAUGUGGUGGGUAGGACAGGGCUUAAACUGAACCCAAAGACAUUGAAGUAAACUGGGAGCCUGCUGGAGAAGAUGCCUUGUAGGAGUGAUACAGGAUCAGCUCUUUCCUUGAAUUUCCCAACCCUGUUUUUCUGUGAUCCUGAUUAUCAGAAAAAGGGAAUGUAUAGCAUGAAAUCUGCUUCACUGCUCACUUCACAUUUAUACAUGUGUGAGUAUGUACUUAGUUAUAGAAUCAUA